CCAAAAUGCAAGAAGGAGUUGCAAGCGUUCCUAGGGGCACUCAACUUCUACAACAGGUUCCUACGGGGAGCGGCACACACUUUGGAGCCCUUGUACAGGCUGCUCGACAACGGCCAUAAGUGGAGAUGGACUACGCAGGAAGCAGAGGCUUUUCUGCGGGCCAAGCAGCUACUGCAGUCUUCGGACGUCCUUGCCCAUUACAGUGUCCACCAGCCACUAGUCAUGGCAUGUGAUGCCUCUCCGUACGGACUUGGGGUGGUACUCAGCCACGUUGAUAGCGAAGGCCGGGAGGUACCGGUAGCCUAUGGCUCUCGAACUAUGACAGCUGCCGAAAGGAACUACGCACAGACAGACCGGGAAGCUCUGGCGAUAGGUUUUGGAAUACGAAAGUUCCACAAGUUCAUCUACGGUCGGCAUUUUCGGAUCGUGACCGAUCACAAACCUCUCCUGGGACUCUUGCAUCACGCAAAACCGAUGCCUCAAGUGCUGUCGCCGAGGAUGUUGCGAUGGUCGUUAAUGUUGUCGGCUUACGACUACGAGCUGGAGUACAGGCCUGCUCAUCAGCUCAGGAACGCGGAUGCACUGAGUCGACUGCCUCUAACUGUGGAAGACAGCUCAACUGACGAGAAACUUUUUGAAGUCCGGAUGCUGGAGACUGCGCCGGAGAUUCCGUGGGAUGCCCAGAAGAUUGCCCGAUGCACCCGGAACGACCCAACCUUGUCCAGAGUUCGACAUUGGACGGGGGUUGGAUGGCCUCAAGGCAGGCUGCCGGACGAGUUCAAGCCAUUUGUUCGACGGCAGCACGAGUUGUCGGAGUAUCGGGGAUGCCUGCUGUGGGGAUGUAGAGUCAUCAUUCCAGAGCAAGCGAGAGACCAGGUUUUGGAGCUGCUGCAUACCACGCAUCCCGGGAUCGUCCGCAUGAAGGCGCUUGCCAGAAGCACAGUUUGGUGGCCGGGUAUCGACCAAGAUAUUGAAAGGAAGGUCCGAACCUGCCUGCCCUGCCAGGAGACAAGGCCGCAACCUGCACGUGCAAGACUGCAUCCGUGGGAAUUUGCCAGAAACCCAUGGUCCCGAAUCCACAUCGAUUUUGCAGGACCCUUCCAAGGAAAGGUUUUUCUUCUGGUGGUGGAUGCGCAUUCGAAAUGGCUGGAAGUCAUCCAGAUAGCAUCCAUGUCGUCAGCAGCAGUGUGUCAAAGGCUGCGAGUGCUGUUCGCAACACACGGUGUUCCCGACACUAUAGUCUCGGACAAUGGGACCGCGUUCGUCUCACAAGAAUUUGAAGAAUUUUUGCAGAGAAACCAGAUCCGGCACGUUAAGGUGGCGCCAUAUCAUCCAUCGUCAAAUGGCCAAGUGGAGCGCAUGGUCCAAGAAACUAAACAAGUCCUCAGGCGCAUGGAAGGAGGCGACAUGGCCACCAAGUGGGCCCGAUUUCUUUUGAGUCAGCAUAAUCUCCCGCACUCAACGACCGGAAAGAGUCCGGCGGAAUUGUUGAUGGGUCGGAGACUCCGUACUGCACUGGACCGGCUUCACCCAGACCUACAAGCAGAGAUGGUGGACAAGCAAGAGGAACAAGCGCUGCGGGGAAGACAAGGUGUACGCGAAUUCGAGCCGCGAGAACCAGUCUUCAUCCGCAAUUAUUUAGCAGGCCCCAAGUGGCUACCCGGUAUCAUCACUGAGAUCACCGGUCCGGUGUCUUACAAGGUUCGCACCAUCGACGGUCGUUUCUGGAGGCGGCACGUGGACCAAAUCCGGAGACAGGAGUGGAGCACAUACCUGGACGAGGAGGAGCCUACGACAGAGCUGUCACCUCAGCAGCUCUCCUUACCAACUAAGCUGAACGACCGGGAAGUAACGUUCAAGGAGGAUACGGGAGCGGACGUCACGGCUGUACCUCCUUGCGCGUGCGACGCGACAACCUUGGCAGCGCUGGAGCCAACAGAGACGCAUCUCUUUGGAGCCGGACACUCUCCACUCAGCACACUCGGCAAGUUCAAGGCAACUAUAACCUGGAGUGGGCGAACAACCAGAGAGACGAUCUACGUAACCGACCGGCUGAGAUACCCUCUGCUUGGACGAGCGGCUAUUCAAGCCCUUGAGGUGCUGCCAAGCUUACAGGAGGUCAACGUUUACAGCAACAUAGAGUACGAUCAACAACUGCACGCUAAGUACCCAUCGCUUUUCCAAGGACUGGGGGAAAUGAACGUCCAGUACAAGAUCACCCUCCACCCGGACGCUAAGCCGUUUGCCAUCACCUACCCGAGACGGGUACCCUUUCCGCUGGUACCCAGCGUAGAAAAGGAACUACAACGCAUGCAAGACAUGGACGUGAUCGAACCAGUCGACCACGCCACAGCCUGGUGCGCACCCAUGGUGGUUGCCAAAAAGCAAGAUAACUCUAUUCGGAUCUGCGUGGACUACACUCAGCUCAAUCCGCAGCUGGUGCGGGAGCGCAUCAUCAUGCCCACGGUAGAAGAGACCCUUGCAAGGCUGGCAGGAGCUACGGCGCCAGAAUUCUUCCAGCGGGAGAUGCUGAGGAAUCCCGGGGCAUGUUUGUCACAUGGAUGA
Messenger RNA from Ixodes scapularis (black-legged tick), 2565 nucleotides. RefSeq lists its product as uncharacterized. Gene Ontology annotation, molecular function: nucleic acid binding. The coding region runs from base 223 to 2565 and encodes 780 amino acids. The transcript is spliced from 2 exons. The record is from RefSeq and is a predicted model, not a curated record. Gene Ontology annotation, biological process: DNA integration. Lineage: Eukaryota; Metazoa; Arthropoda; Arachnida; Ixodida; Ixodidae.